This is a messenger RNA of Drosophila ananassae, 802 nucleotides long. Its product is annotated as probable pseudouridine-5'-phosphatase. Bases 1 to 759 code for a protein of 252 amino acids. The transcript has a single exon. Gene Ontology annotation, molecular function: phosphatase activity. NCBI's taxonomy places the organism in Eukaryota, Metazoa, Arthropoda, Insecta, Diptera, Drosophilidae. The record is from RefSeq and is a predicted model, not a curated record.
AUGUAUAAAAAUCCUCUGUCCAAACUAUCAGAUAUGUCCGACAACGAACAUGAGGACAGUCGCGGUUCUAGACACUGCUUCUUCCAGCCCGUGACCCACUGCAUUUUCGAAUUGGAUGGCCUGCUCAUCGACAGCGAACGGCUAAGAACCGAGUCCGUUCAGAAGAUCCUUGAUACUUAUGGGCACACCUAUAGCUUCGACAUAAAGCUGCGAUGCAUGGGUAAGCCGGAGUCGGAUCUGGCCGACGUGGUGGUGAGCAGUUUCAACCUGCCCAUCGGACGGACGGAGUUUGAAAAUCAACACGAACUCCAAUGUCGUGGCAAUCUGGGAAAAAUAAAUUUAAUGCCGGGUGUGGAAAGGCUUCUGAAACAUCUUCAUGCGUCCAAUGUCCCGAUGGCCAUCGGAAGUAACAGCUCUCGGGAUUCAUUUCGCAUCAAAACCCGUCGUCAUUCCAGGCUCUUCGACGCCGUUUUCCACCACGUGGUUUUGAGCGGUUCCGACGGCGAGGUGAAGAAGGCCAAACCAGCUCCGGAUGUUUUUCUCGCAGCCGCUUCAAGAUUCGAGGAUCCUCCGGAGCCGGCGAAGUGCCUUGUUUUCGAGUCCUCACUGCCGGGCAUGGAGGCUGCCUUGGCCGCUGGAAUGCAAGUGGUCUUAGUCCCGGAUCCUUUGGUCUCUGUUCGUAUGAGUGCUGCGGCCACUUUAAGACUGCGCUCGUUGAAGGACUUUAAGCCUCAGUAUUUCGGAUUUCCUGCACUGUAGGUUUCUUUUAAUAUUUGAAUAAAUUUUAAGUGUUUCGAUAUUA